UGUUUUCCUACUUUAUGUUUCCAUUAUUUGCUCCGUCAGAUACACAAUGACGAACAAACAUAAAGCAUCGGUGCAGUUGAUAUCUUGGGGCGCUGGUAUUCAAGCUAUUAAAGUUCCAAAUCAAUCAGGAAUUUUGGGUGAUGUUGUUUUAGGAUUCGACGAUAUGGAGGGUUAUUUGAAGAACAGGUACAUAGGAAGCAUAAUCGGACGAGUGGUAAAUCGCAUUUCUUGUGCCAAAAUGAGGAUUGAAAAUAAGAUUUACUGUUUAUCUCCGAAUGAUGAAAAUGGCCUUGACCAUUUUAACGGUGGCUUCGUUGGAUUUGAUAAUGUUAAUUGGAAUUCUUACAUAAUGAAGAAGCAUGUGGUUAUGUCUCACGUAAGUCCAGCAAAAUGCGAAGGAUACCCAGGAGAUAUGUUAACGCAGAUUAAAUACUCUUGGACCGACGAUAAUCAACUUCUUAUGAAUAUUCGUGCUACUGCUACGCAACCAACCCCUGUUAACAUUGCUUCUAAUUGUUUGAUGAAUCUCGCUGGUCAUGUAAAGUUGCUAUUAACAUUACCUAUUAUAUUCUUCAACUCGUUCAAUUCUGUUUGCACAACAUUAUCCUAUUUUCUGCUUAUACAGCAUGGUUUUAAUUUCAUCAUGUUUAAGUCACUAUUUUAUUUAUUGAAUCCUUCUUUUCAGAAAGCUUCUCUGUAUUUGGCUGCUGGUUCACGUGAAUUGAAGAAACAUCUAAUUUCGUUGAACGCAGAUAGCUGGACACCUGCGGAUAUUAGGAACAAUUUGCCGACAGAUGCUAUAUAUCCAGUUGAUCGUACAGUGUUCGACCUACGUUUACCGACUCAGUUAACCAAGAGGCGGCUUUACAUCGUACCAGGGGGUGGUUACAAUCAAAAUCUCUGCGUAAAUAGUCCCAGCAGUUGGUCUUACCGAUUUCACGCUAGAAUAAUUCACCCUGGUUCAGGAAGAACUUUAGAAGUAUAUUCGAAUCAUCCAGGACUGCAAUUUUCCACCGGAAACGAUUUGCCAGACCCUGAUUGUAAUUAUCCACCUGACUUUGAGGAUUACUGCGAUUGCACGGAUAAUGAGCCGGAGAUAAAAGAGCAACAGAAAGAAAUUUGGGGGAAGGAUGGUGUGCGAUAUCAGAGGCACGGUGGGUUUAUUUUGUCACCACAAAACUACCCCGAUGCGGUCAAUAUAAGCAAUUUUCCUCCUUGCAUACUUUAUCCUGGCCAGGUUUACGCACACGAUGUAACAUAUAAGUUUGGUUUAUUGUCAGAAAAUUUAGACACGUCUACUUGAAUAUAUACUAAUAAAAAGUUCAAUCGUAUGAACCAACUUGUGAUAACAUCGCAUUGACGUAACAUCUCAUUUGCACUUUUCUUUCGGUUUAUAUAUAUCGCGAAAAUU
Messenger RNA from Bombus pascuorum, 1411 nucleotides. RefSeq names its product galactose mutarotase-like. Gene Ontology annotation, molecular function: aldose 1-epimerase activity; carbohydrate binding. Gene Ontology annotation, biological process: beta-D-galactose catabolic process via UDP-galactose, Leloir pathway; glucose metabolic process. Lineage: Eukaryota; Metazoa; Arthropoda; Insecta; Hymenoptera; Apidae. The transcript has 7 exons. The coding region runs from base 47 to 1303 and encodes 418 amino acids. The record is from RefSeq and is a predicted model, not a curated record.